AUGGCAAAAGCAGAUUCAAUCAACUCUAAGGAGUUCGAGACUCUGAGCAAUACACCCCAAGCAAGGUCCGAAAAAGACUUCGGAAAUUUAACAACAGGGAAUCCAGAUAUCGAGGAGGGCACAAUAGUUGGGGAUGACCCCGCUCUCGAUACUGAGAAGCAAGAAGUUCCACCUGAAAUUACAUUCCCAGAUGGAGGGCUACAAGCAUGGCUUAUCGUCUUGGGGACUGCGAUAUCAAUGUUCUGCUCUUUUGGAUAUGUCAAUGCUUUUGGCGUAUACGAGUCCUAUUAUCUUACUGUAAUUCUAAAGAACAAGACAGCCGAUGAUAUUGCUUGGAUCGGAUCUAUCCAGAUCGCCUUUAUUUUCGGUAGCGGUUUGUUCGCAGGAUCGAUUUUCGAUAGAUACGGCGCAAGAAUUAUUAUUAUCCCAGCUUCGAUUCUUCUCGUCACGUCCAUAAUGUUGACUAGUAUCUGCAAAGAAUACUAUCAGUUCUUGCUGUGCCAGGGCAUCCUUGGUGGCCUCUCACAGGGUGCCUUGUAUACCCCAGCUAUCGGCGUCAUCGGUCAAUACUUCAAUAAGAAGCGUGGUGCAGCCAUGGGCCUUGUCGUCGCCGGGUCAUCUCUUGGAGGUGUCAUCCUCCCCAUCAUGCUCGCCAAUCUCCUCGAAAAAACCACCUUCGGCUGGACCGUUCGUGCUAUAGGAUUCUUGUUCGCUGGACUUCUAACGAUCACAUGUUUCACCGUGGUCGAACGUUUACCCCAUAGAAAAGGAACAUUUUUCCUCCCAGAGGCCUUCAAGAAUGUCACGUAUUCUCUUUUAGUCGCAGCCUUCUUCUUCAUCCUCUGGGGACUUUUCACACCAUUCUUCUUCAUUCCAACAUUCGCAUUGAAUCUCGGCAUGUCCCACUCGAUGUCUAUCUACCUCGUCAGCAUUCUUAACGGCCUUUCCUUCCCCGGCCGUGUUCUCCCCGGCAUUCUCGCUGAUAAACUGGGACGGCUGAAUCUUAUGAUUGUAACCCCAACGAUCACCUUGCUCCUAAUCUGGUGCUGGCUAGCCGUCGACAGCGCAACCGGUCUCAUCGUCCUCACCGCCUUCUUCGGGUUUUGGUCUGGUAGUGUCAUUUCCUUGUUUCCCGCGGUUAUGGCACAGAUUGUCCCAAAUCCUAGGGAAAUGGGGACUUACAUCGGUAUGGCUAUGGGUAUCUCCGGUGUUGCGGGUCUGACGGGAAGUCCUAUUGCUGGGGCUUUACUUACGCAUUAUGGAUAUACAGCGGCGAUUGCUUUUUCGGGGUCCUGUAUGGCUGUUGGAACGUUCCUUUUGGUGAUUGCGAGGUUACAUUAUAAUCGUAAGAUCUUUGUUGUCGUUUAA
This is a messenger RNA of Orbilia oligospora ATCC 24927, 1368 nucleotides long. RefSeq lists its product as uncharacterized. The record is from RefSeq and is a predicted model, not a curated record. The transcript has 3 exons. Gene Ontology annotation, cellular component: fungal-type vacuole membrane. Gene Ontology annotation, biological process: transmembrane transport. Lineage: Eukaryota; Fungi; Ascomycota; Orbiliomycetes; Orbiliales; Orbiliaceae. The coding region runs from base 1 to 1368 and encodes 455 amino acids. Gene Ontology annotation, molecular function: transmembrane transporter activity.